Messenger RNA from Parasteatoda tepidariorum (common house spider), 7591 nucleotides. RefSeq lists its product as uncharacterized. The record is from RefSeq and is a predicted model, not a curated record. Lineage: Eukaryota; Metazoa; Arthropoda; Arachnida; Araneae; Theridiidae.
GUCAAAUGCUCUGACACACACCGACUUGAUCGUCUGCUGCUCGUGGCUUUGCCAACAGAACCUCACGCUUUGGUCUUUUUUCUCACUGUUUGUGUGCAAUAAGGACUAAAAUUUGGGAUUUCGUACGCCACCGCCAAUUAUCGGUAUUUGUCUGAUCCCUAUCAAAGAACCCUGCUUGUUUCCUAUUUGCCCAACCUUUGUUGUUGGUGCAUUAUCAGGUAGACCAUGACUACUAAACAGCCAAAUACUUUAGUUGAUGUGAGUGAGGGUACAGGUGUAAGUAAUAAUUCUCCUCAGUCUCCAACUGGUAGGACUUUGCUUGAACCAAUAACCCUGGAUUUCGAUCCUAUGAGCUUCGAAUUUAAAGAAGAUUCCCCACUAACAUCUCCUUCCGAUAGUAACCGUGAUAUUGGUGAAACAUUAAGCCCAUUCCAAAAUACAGAAGUUGUUGAAUUUUUUGACCCAUUUUGCCCUGUUAAGGAAGAAAGCCCUACAGAUUAUUAUCCAAAUGUAAUGUUAGGUCAAACACCUUUAGGUGAACCUUUAACAGAGCAACAGCAAUAUUCUAAUGGUUUUUCAAGUUAUACUGUACAAGAUGAUCUUUUAAACCAGCCAAAUCUUCCAGAAAAUGAAGAUGAUAGACUGCAGGACAGUGUGUACAGCCAUCAUAGUAGAGGUGGCAUUAAUGACAGGAUAGACGAUGACGAUGCAUUGAUUGAUGUUAUGGAUGAUAGUGUUAAUAAUAAACACACUGAGGACCAAGUAAGCGAUAGACUGAUGGGGGACCAAAUAAGCGACAAACUUAUGGAGGACCAAAUGAGCGAUAGACUUAUGGAGGACCCAAUGAGCGAUAGACUUAUGGAGGACCAAAUGAGCGAUAAACUUAUGGAGGACCCAAUGAGCGAUAGACUUAUGGAGGACGAUUCAUUUAAUGAUGAUCUUAUCGAGGAUAGACUUGAUGAAUCUAAUCUUGAGGAUAGUUCUGUGAAUGAUAAACUUGAUCUCGAUGAAAAACCAGUUGAAAUACUUGCUGAUUUGGGUACUAACUCAGAACUGUCUGCUGCUGCCAGUUCUAAAUCUGAAAUAACCGAUGAAAAUGAUUUAACAACAGAAUUAGAACAAACCCAGAGUGAAGAUACUUGCGUUUCCCCAAUAAGUGAAAAAAUUUUUGAUGAUAACAAGCAUGACCUUAGUUCCCAGCAUGAGCAAUUACAAAUUUCUGAGGAUGAUCUUUCUAAAAGAGGCAGAACAAGCUCCAACUCGUCAUCUCAAUCUAUAAAAAGUGAUCGAAGUGAAAAAAGAUCAUCCUAUAAAUCAUCCAUAACAAACAACUAUAAAGAAGAAGUUAAAACAACUUCAAAUUCAAUAUCUUCUAAAGUUGAAAAGGAAAAUCAAAAGAAAGAAAUAACUACCAAAAAAGCAACUGUCAAGACUGAAACAAAUGGUUAUUCAUCUCAUAAUGGAAUAGAUACUGUCAGUCUAAAAAAUAGCAAGAAUGCUGAACUUACUAAGGAAGAAAAACCUUUUGACGGUCUUGCUUCCGUAACUGAUUUGAUGUCAGCAUACGUCUCUUUAACUGCUCAAGAAAAUCAGCCAUCUAAAGAAAUAAUCUCUACUGGCAUUGAUAUAAAAUCUUUGAAAUCAAACUAUGCUCAAAAUGGAGGAAACCGUAGAGGUAUUUCUCCCGAUAGAGAAAUGAUUAGCACUGGAAUAGAUGUCAGAGCUCUUAAAUCCUACUUCAUUUUGGAAAAAGGAGAAAUCAAGUAUAAAGGUCCACCCCAUAUAGAAACUGGCAUUUCUGUGAAAAUGUUGAAAUCAAGUUUUACUAAGAGUACUGAAGAAUUGCAGCAGAAUAAUCAGCCAGAAGAGGUAAAAUCAUCUGUUGAUAGGGUAAAAGUGCAGCGCACUUUCAGUCAGACUCCUCAAGAUGAACUUUGCCUUUGCAAAAUAUGUGGAAAACAUGUCUAUCAAAUGGAAAAAAUGAAAGCUGAACGCAAUAUAUUUCACAAGAAUUGCUUUCGCUGCAAGGAAUGUAAUAAACUUCUUAAUGUGGAUUCUUAUUCAUCAAAUGAAGGUGACAUAUAUUGCAAACCACAUUUUCGGCAACUGUUUCAACCAAAAGCAAGAUUCGAUGGAGAAGAUGGUGCCCCAACUGAAAUAUUGACUGAUGAAGGAAAACAAAGACGAAAUGAAAUGAUAAUUCGAGAAAAUGUUCCUGCUGAAUUACCUCCAGAUGUUAUCAGAUCUGAUUCAAAACCUGAUCAUGGCCUUGAGAACAUACCUGUAAAUCUUAGCAGCAUCAAAUCUAAAUUCGAAACCUACAGAGAGGAACAUCAUCUUCCAUCCACAACUGAUGCAUGCACUUUACAGCGGUCUGCUAGCGUAAUGGCUAGACUGGCUAAAUAUCAAUCAGCUGUUUCUGGAGGAGAAAAUGAAAAUGGAGAAUUGUCAGAAUCAGACAAUGAUGAAGAAUGCAGUGAAGAUCCUACUGUAAUUAAACCUAGUAAACACAAGGAAAAGGUGGUGUUUAGUGGAAUGUCUAGUUUGAAGUCACAGUGGGAAAGUGGUUCAGUAACUGCAACCAAAGAGGAACGGAUUGAAGAGAAAAAAGAAGAGUUAAACAAACUUCGCCAACGUAUAUGCCUUGGUAGAUCUGAGUCAAUGAAAGCAGUUUAUGAAAAAGCUUGUCAAGAUACAGCUAAACCUGUUGUCAGUAGGACAGAGGCAGUUGAUAUUGGGCGUGAUGUUAAAGCUACUAGAAUAAAAGAAAAGUUUGAAAAAGGAGAACUAGUUGAUGAAGUUGAGGAUGAAAAAUUAGAAAAAUUCCGGAAAGAGAAAGAAGAAGAUUUAAGUGUUUUUACAGAACCAGGAAUGGCGAAUGAUGCUAAAAAGUUGUUUCAACAAAUGGAUGCUACAGUUAAAACAACUCCCAUUACUCCUUCAAAAUCACCUACCAAGUCACCAAUUCAUGAUCGUCAGAUCAAUUUCCAUUCGCCUGUCAAAGAAGGCGAUGUUGUGAAAUGUAGCGAACCUACAGAAAAAGAAGAUAUCCCAGUAGACACAACAGAUGUAACUCAACGAUUUAAGUUUUUUGAAAACUAUUCUGAUGCUCCCAAAGAAAGGAAAAGAUUCCAAAUUACUCCUCCCCGAGAACCUGCGAGGGAAAGCUCUCCAGAGCCUGAAGUUCCCCAUGAUCCUAAUGUAGUAAGAGCAGUUGAUACAAUUGAUGACAUACCAUCUACUGAUACAGCUCGACGAAUGCUUGAUAAAUUCAAGCAAUUAGAAAAAGAAACUCCUUCUCUUCCAUCUGGUCCAAAACCUUUAAAACGUAUAACACCUCCUAGGGAAUAUACAAAAGUUGAUGAAAGUCACGAUUCCUCUCCAGAGCCAGAACGUGAUCCAAGUAUAAUUCGUUCCAGUUAUAAAGCAGAUGAAGAUAUUGUUGUUGAGGCAGAUAAAGCUAAAAGUUUAAGAGCAAAAUUUGAAAAUUGGGACACAGAGCUUAGAGAUAACAGGCGUAAUGAGGAUGAUGAAGGCGAGGAUUUCCUGCCCCAGAUUGAUACAACUAAAAAUUUAAGAGCUAAAUUUGAAGCUAUAAAAGAAGACACUGUAAAAACACCAGAGAAGCCUAAGCCUAAAGUUAACAGAUUUAUUCAAGAACAAGCUGCUGUUAACACAGACGUCUGCAGUUUAUGUGGAAAAAAAGUUUAUCCGAUGGAGAAAAUGGAGACGAGUGGUAUGCGAAUCCAUAAGAAUUGCUUUCGCUGUGCCCAUUGUUCCUGCAUGUUGAGGCUAGAAAAUUAUACCAAAAGUGGACGAAAUCUUUACUGCACACCACAUUUUAAGCAACUGUUUAUAUCUAGAGGAAAUUAUGAUGAAGGGUUUGGCCGUGAACAGCAUAAAGAGAAAUGGAAUCGUAGUUGUAAUAAUACACCUGUUCCAAGAGACUUGCAAGAAAAUGAUGAUUUGGAACUAUCUAAUGGUGAUGUUCAGUGUCUGGAGCAAACAGUAUAGCCAACUAAUACACCAUGAACAAAUUAAGUGUUAUUACUUUUUACCACACAAAGCAGGAAAAAUGUACCAAUUGUAAUUACUGAAUUAGCAAGCAUUUGUGUUUGGACUGGAGUAUUUUAUACUACCAUUUUGUGACAUUUAGCUUUAAUGUGCAUGUGAAAACAUUGCUUAAAUUUUUAUUAUGUCGUUUUUACCCUUAUUUGUGCAAUUCUGAAAUCAAUGUUUUUGUUGAAAUUUCUUCCUCAAUGCAUUUAUAUUUUUUUGUCAGCAUGCAAACAAAUGUUCGUUUAUUUUACAGUCACAUUGUGUAAUGUUACCAUCAUUGGAAAUAAGUUUAAUUUUUCAAAUAAUAUCUGCAACAAUGCUCUGUAAAUUAUAUUUGUGAAUGUGAUCAAAAAGCUGUUGCAGAUAAACUGAAAAAUAUUCAGAAUCCUAAUUAUGAAACUGCACAUCUUGUUGCUAUUGUUGUACUUAAAUUUUGUGUGCUUUGUACAGCCUGAUUUUUUUUCUACAAUUUUAUAAGAAAGCAUGGCAUUAAUUUUGUGCCCUUUUUCUAUGAUUUUUAUUGUGCUAUGUGUGUGAUGUCUUAUUUCAUAAAGUUUUGGGAUGGAUAUGGUGCUUAUACCACAUUGAUAGUUUUUGAUUUUAAAAUUAAUUUAGCUUUUUGAUUUUAUUUUCCUGUUACAUAAAUUGUUAAAGUCUAAAUAAUUUGAGUCAAAAAUUUAGUGUCUAUGCUUAUCUGGGCUGUCAAAAUUUUGUUUUUUUUCUCUUCACAAUAUUGACUUUACAAGAAAUUUUAAAAUGGUAGGAUUUCCCAAUAUGUUACAUUAAAUCUAUUAAUUUAGUUUAUCUAUUAAAUUAAAGCAUUGACAAAAGUGUUAGAAUUAUGUGCAUUUAAAUUUAUUCAUUCUUUUGUAACAUACUUUUUAUUACCAAAUCACAAAUUUUAAUGACAUUUUUAUGUUGACUUAUUUAUAUUUUUUUGUUUAAAGCUAGCACAAUGCAAUAAAACAGCCCUUUUAAAUAUAGAAAAUAAUUUCUUUCUCAGAUAAAAAGCUAUAUUUGAAACUUAUUGUUGAUGUAAAUUAGUUUAAUGAAAAUUUUUAUUAGGGUAUUUGAAUGUUGAUAGAUUGAAAAAUGUUUCAAAGUUAAAUUUUGAUUUAUUUUUUUAUUUUUACUGAUGUUGAAAAGUUAUAUUAGUCUUCAAUAAUAUAUAGGUGCUACUGUAAGUAAUUUCAGGUUUUCAUUAAAUUGAUUAAUAAUUUUGGUUUGCAUAAUUAUCAAUUUGAUGAAAUAAUUAUGUAUAAUUCUAAUAUGACCGCAUAUUCAUUUGUUCAUAGUUCCCAUUUUCUUAUUCAAACUUAAGGCAUCUUUUUAUUUUUAAUUAUUAUUGAUACAUAGCAAAAAAAUUUUAUAUCAUAAUUAUCUUUCAAGUGAAACAUUUAGUUUGAGAAAAAUUUCUUGCUCUUAAAGAUAAUUUGAAGGAAGUAUGUGUAUUAUGACAUAAUAAUAAUACAUAUAUAUAUUAGCUUGAGUACUAACUUGAAUAUAGUUAUGGUUUUGAGCACCUCUAUCAUAAUUUGUAGACUAAAGACUCUAUCAUAAUUUGUAGCCUAUUGAUUUCAGCAUUAGAUGUUUACAAUGCUAGUUUGCCUGUUAAUUGCAAAAUAAUAUAAACACAUAAUUUAUAUAGCUUUUAUGUUGAUGCUCCGAGUAUUCAUUUUAUUUGUUGAAAUUUCAUAUCAUUGUACAAUUGUAUAUGUUGUGUAGAUUUGUGUUUUACUUUCUAAUUUUAAAGAAUUAGUAGAGCACCACUGAAAAAAUAUGCCAAAGAAGAAUGACUGUGGGUAAAUUUUGUUAAAGGAAAUAUGGCAAAUCCAAUACAUAAAAAUUUUAUAAUUUAUCAUAAUUAUAUGUUCUAAAUAACUCUUUAGGAAAACAUUUUUAUUCUAUGCUUUUUAAAAUUAUAAAUAUAUUAAAAUUUUUCUAAUUAAAAAAUUUUUCAAAAUUACAAUGUAAAUAUUAAUUUUGGCAUUUUCCUUAGGAAAAAGUAUUAGAUUCUUAUAUUAUUACUUCUACUAUUACAAAUUUACUGAAUAAUUGUUGUAACUUGUUACAAACAUUUAAUGAUCUGAAUAUUAUUUUGGAGUUAAUGAUAACUCUUCAUUAUAAAUUUUUAAAUUGGAUUUUGGCAAACUAAAAAGAAAUAAUUAUCAAGAGUGUCCAUCACAAAUUUUUUUACUUUCCUAAAUUGCUAACUGUAUUAGUGAAUGCAAUAAACUUGUUAUGAUUCUUGUUAAAAAUAAUUAUCCAGUGUUACUAUUUCAGUGUACAAGUUAUGUGUGUGAGAAACAACAUAUUAGUGUUGAACUGAUGUUAAAGCUAGAAACCUCAUGCUGAUCAAAAAUUUUAAAAAUUCAUAUCACGUGUACUAAAUUUUAUAAUUUUUACAGUACAAUUUAAGCAAUUUCUUAAUAAACUGUAUUGCAUACUGAUAAAAAGUAUGCAUUGGAAAAAUAAUUUAUAGAAAAGUCUUUCAAAUUGAUCGAUGGAAUUACCUGUGCAAGCUAAAAAUAUUUACUAAUGAACUCUGUGUUUGUCAGAUGUAUUUGUCAUGUGCAAUCUUCCCUUCAGAAGAACAAACAUUUUUAUUUAUAGUAAUGCAUUUAAAUAUUUCUAUUUUUAUAAUAAUAUGUUGCUCUUAAGGAAAAGGAUGCAAACUUUGUUUAUUAAAUAUUAAAAUCUCAGAAGACUGAAAUAUUCAGUUAACAUUUAUGGAUUUGAAUAAAUUUAAAAUCAUAAUAGUUUUGUUCAUAAAAAUAUGUUGUAAUUGUAGCUUAAUAUUUUACUAGUGUUCAUAUUAAUGUUCAGUAAAAUUUUUUAUUAGUAUGAAUGUAAAAUCACCAAUUAAUUUAUCAGUAUUAAAUAUUGACCUAAAAUGGAAAAUAAGGAGACAGAGACAAAUAAAGUAAUCCAUUAUUUUGAAUAAAUUUUAAUCAUGUAAUUUGACUGCAAUUUGGUGCAUUUAUAUUAAAGAUUAUUUUGUAGUUACUUCUAUCAAUGUUUCAUAAAUUUUAUAAUAUUCAAGAUGAUUAUAGAUUACUUAUUCAAUAUUUUCCUCGAUUUCUCUUAAUAUCAACAUGAUUUCUUUAAAAAAUUUUGAUUGUGUUUUAAUAGUUUAUGAGAAUGAAAACUUUACAUGCAAUAUGAAAUGGAUUCAGGACUAAGCAACCAGUACAAUACAUAUAUGCAACUUUACUUAGUAAAUACUGUAUUUCAAAAUGUUAAUCCUUUUACCACAGUUAUCUUCACAGAAAUUUUGUGACAGGUGCUUUUGUAAUUAUGUGAUUGUCCUAUUUUCUUGUCUUCCUCAUUGUAGAAGCCAAUGUGUGUAUUAUAUCAUAACUUCUUACAGGCACUCUUUACAGUGAUUGUUUUUUUCCCUGAAUGAUGGUUCCUGUUGAGUACUGUUUCAUGCCUUUCAGGAAAGAGUGUUUAACGUGCCUGUAAAGAAAAUAGUGUUCCUUUUUAUUUUCGUUUUUGUAAAAUUUUAAAUAAAUGUAAAUUAUAAAAUUUA